UUUGUCCCUCUCUCUCUCUCACAUCUACUUUUUAACCCGUCGUCUCCGGGGAAUUGAAUUGAAGGCUAGGUAGGAAGAAGCUGAAUAUUUCAAAAGCUAGCUUGUUUUAUUUUUCCAGUUUUGCGUGUACAUUUAUAAAUAGAGUCCUGGCCAUUGACUACUACUAGAGAAAGAGAAAGGGAGACAGGCUUUGUUGGAGUGUCAUUUUCCUAUAUAUACUCUCGAGGCAUUAGAAACUCAGACCCAUAUCUCUUAUAUAUUCCUUCCUUCCUUCUUCCCAAUCCUUUCCCUUUUUUUUUUUUUUUAAUUUUAUUUUAAGUCGAUCGCAAAAUAUAGUAGUAGUAAUAGUACUACUACUGCAUCUCCCCCCCCCUCCAGCUUUCUCUCUCCUGAUGAGGAUGUCUGUUUCUUGAGGAAGAGAAAAGUCUUCUCCUUUUCCCAUUUAGCUAGCCAGAUAGCCUUAAUUCCCUUCUUUACAGCACACUCACUUUCUUCCUCACCUCUUUUUUUUCUUUUUAAUUUUCUUUUUAAGGCAAACUAAAGGUCUGCUCUCGUUUUCAUCCAUACUAGUUAGCAGCAAAAUCAGUGGGAUUAGUACUACUGCGCAUCUGCAGCUAGCUCUGAUCCAUUGAUAAUAUUCUCUAAUUUUAUUUAUUUUAUAUAUAUUCAUACAUAGAUGCUUGUGAGUGUGUGUAUUUUUGAAGCAAGGUAGUAGCAGCUAGCUGAAACCCACCUCAUAAUCCACAUCUAUAUUACUAUUAGUAUUGGUUAGCCUCUGAAAUCUGUCAGAAGGAGAUGGAUGAAGUGGGUUUUUACUUUGUUUUCAGAACCUAAAACUGCUUAGCUUUAGCUUGAGAGAGAGAGAGAUCAGAGACAGCACUUUCGUUUUUAGCCAGAAGGAAGGAAGCUGUUGCUUCUUGAUUUGGUGAGGAAUAUAUAAAAUGCCUCAUAAAGGGAUUUUGGAGUCUUUGAAUCCGAUUCCUGAUCUUUCACUUCAUAUAAGCCCUCCAAACAGUGCUCCAAACGAACCUGCAGACUCUGCGGCCUUCAACAUAUGGCGGUGCAGAGACAACACCGACGUGCACGACGGCGGUCUAGUCAAAUCUCACAGUGACGAUGCUGCUACUACUCCACACGCCGCAGACACUGAGCUUUCCCUUGCAAAUCCCACAAGUGCUUCGGAGGCCGAGAGUGACAGCAACUCAUGGAAGAUGAUGAAAUCGAGCUAUUUCGCAAGAGAUCAGCAGCAAGCAGCGGCCGAAAAGCACAACAACAUAAGUCACGGCCUUUCCAUGCUUGAUGUGGCCGAGCUAGGAAUCAAACCCAUCAAAGGAAUUCCAGUUUAUAACAGCACUCCCGCAGCAGCUAAUUGCUCCUUUCCGUUUUCUCCACCUAAUUUGGACCCGUCUAGGGAUAUUUCAGCAGCUGCUAAUUCCAAGCUUUGCUUCUACCAAACGCCGCCGCCGUAUCUAUCUCCUGCUGCACCCUUCAGACCCGGUGGUGCUGCUGCUAUGGGAGCAGGAGUAGGAGGAGGGUUUGAGUCCAGGUAUAACGGGAUAACUAUGGACAGUCUAAGAGUGCCUCAACAACACUUACAGUAUCUGAAUCAUCAUCACCAUCAACAACAGCAGCUGCUGCAGCAUCAACACCAAUGUGGAGUUGGGGUUGGGAUUGGGAUUGGAGCUCAUCAUCAUCAUCAUGGUGAUUUCUCUAAUACUAACGGGUUCAUCAUGAGAUCUAGAUUUACGCCCAAGUCGUAUCAGAGUAAGAGGAGCAUGAGGGCACCCAGAAUGCGAUGGACCAGCUCCCUCCACGCUCGUUUUGUUCACGCCGUCGAGCUCCUUGGCGGCCAUGAAAGGGCGACUCCAAAGUCAGUGUUGGAGCUCAUGGAUGUCAAAGAUCUCACACUUGCUCAUGUUAAGAGCCAUUUGCAGAUGUAUAGAACUGUGAAGAACACUGACAAACCUGUAGCUUCCUCAGAUGGGUCUGGUGAUGAAGAUCUUAUGUCCACAACAACGACAACGCAUCAUCAGAAUUCAGCAAAUGGUUUACUAAACCAAAGAGGAGGCUCAAAUGCAAGUUUAAAUUUAGAGCAAGAUACGGAACACCCUUCUAGCAAUCUGUGGGGUAACUCUUCCAGUAGAGGAGCAUGGGUGCAAGCAAGUUCAAGAGAUCUAAAUGGCCACUCUCAACAUAGAAGUCCUGGAAACCUAUUUCAUCAUCACGAGGGAAGUGAUUUUGCCCAAUCACGAAGUAGCUUUGUAGAUCUCUCAAAUGGGGACUUCAUAAAAAAUCCAAGCUUGGAGUUCAGCUUAGGGCGACCGGACUGGCACAGCAAAGAAGUACUUGACUAAUUUUACAUUUUAAGUUAAUUAGCUAGCUAGAGGGAAUUGUCAGCUGACUGCCAUGCAUAAAUUUAUUCUCAUGAAAGAAGAAAAAAAAAAGGAAGAAGAAGCACAUGACAUAUAUAUAAGAAUUUUAGGGGGAAUUUUUGAGAAAGGAGAAAGCUUAGCCAUCGAUCAAUCUUCUUCUAAUAGUUGCGCGCUUUGCAUGCAUGUCUCUCGAUCUCGAUCUGUAUAUACUUUUCGAUUAAUUUUGGGAACAAAAGUUGCUGUUGAUAAUGAUC
Rosa rugosa (rugosa rose) is the source of this 2626-nucleotide messenger RNA. RefSeq names its product transcription repressor KAN1-like. Bases 942 to 2354 code for a protein of 470 amino acids. NCBI's taxonomy places the organism in Eukaryota, Viridiplantae, Streptophyta, Magnoliopsida, Rosales, Rosaceae. The transcript has 6 exons. Gene Ontology annotation, biological process: regulation of DNA-templated transcription; abaxial cell fate specification. The record is from RefSeq and is a predicted model, not a curated record. Gene Ontology annotation, molecular function: transcription cis-regulatory region binding. Gene Ontology annotation, cellular component: nucleus.